Chelmon rostratus (copperband butterflyfish) is the source of this 945-nucleotide messenger RNA. Its product is annotated as olfactory receptor 4Q2-like. The transcript has a single exon. Gene Ontology annotation, biological process: G protein-coupled receptor signaling pathway. Bases 4 to 945 code for a protein of 313 amino acids. Gene Ontology annotation, cellular component: membrane. The record is from RefSeq and is a predicted model, not a curated record. NCBI's taxonomy places the organism in Eukaryota, Metazoa, Chordata, Actinopteri, Chaetodontiformes, Chaetodontidae. Gene Ontology annotation, molecular function: G protein-coupled receptor activity; olfactory receptor activity.
UUGAUGGAGAACUACACCUACAACAGCUUCACUCUCCAGCUGGAGGGGUUAAAUGUCUCAAAGGACUCUAUCUAUCCCGUCUUUCUCUUUUUCUUUUUCUCCUAUCUCUUUAUAAUGCUUGCUAAUGUGGGAAUUGCUGUUCUGGUUUUCGUAGACAAGAGCCUUCACCAGCCCAUGUAUCUCCUUUUUUGCAACCUGCCGCUGAGUGACAUCCUUGGAAACUCCAUCAUGGUGCCUCAUGUGCUUUCGGACAUGUUGCUGCCUCCCUCCGAGCGCCUCAUCAGUUAUUAUGAAUGUGUGGUCCAAGCUUUCACCACACACAUGUUCGGCACCACCUCCCACACUGUGCUCAUGAUUAUGGCGUUUGACAGAUAUGUGGCCAUCUGCAAUCCCCUGCGCUAUGCUACCAUAAUGACCAACAAGAUGGUGAUCAAGCUGACAGCGUCUGCCUGGGGAGUGGCCUUUGUUUUGGUCGGGAUUCUGCUCGGUCUGACCGUGCGGCUGAACCGAUGCAGGACUUUGAUCACAAACCCCUUUUGUGACAAUGCCUCCUUGUUUAAACUCUCCUGUGAGAGUGUGUUUAUUAAUAAUGUUUAUGGCCUCACUUUCACUGUGGUCCUGUUGACAGCUUCUAUAGGCAGCAUGGUUCUCACCUACACUAAGAUUACAGUGGUAUGUCUGACCAGUAAGAACAAGUCUUUGAACAGUAAGGCCUUGAAGACCUGCAGCACUCACUUGGUUGUGUAUCUGAUCAUGUUGUUCAAUGGAAUGUCUAUCAUUGCUCUUCAUCGCUUCCCUCAGUACUCAUUCUACAGAAAAGUCUGCAGCAUUUUGUUUCACAUCAUCCCUGGUAGCCUCAACCCCAUUAUUUAUGGACUGCAGUCCACGGAGAUAAAGAAGUUCUUUUUGAAGUUGUUCAAGUCCAAGAAGAUCUUGCCAUCAUGA